Molecule: messenger RNA, 4761 nt
Organism: Amphibalanus amphitrite
Lineage: Eukaryota; Metazoa; Arthropoda; Thecostraca; Balanomorpha; Balanidae
Exons: 11
Coding region: 1-4677 (1558 amino acids)
Biological process (GO): signal transduction
Source: RefSeq, a predicted model, not a curated record
AUGGCCUCCUCCAAGGAGAAGCCGGCGCACGGCGAGCGCUGGCUGCUCACGCGCAAGACAUGGCGCUACAUGGCCGACGCCGGUCGUCGGCUCAUCCCCGAGGGCUGGUCACCCGAGCACGGCGCAGCCGGUAUCCAUCAGAUCGAGCAGAACUUCCAGGCCGUCUGCAAGAAGGAGAAGAGCUUCCUGCCCUGGCCCAAGAAGAAGCACGAGCACGAGGAGGAGGGCGCCGCAGCGGCCGCCGGCGAUGGCGCGCGGACCGUCGAACGGGCUGUGGACGCGCUGGACGUGGUGGACGCCAGCUCCAGCGUGCCGGAGACGCCCACCACGCUGGGUGCCGACAGCCUCACCGCCUCGGACGAGGAGGUUACCGUGAUCGAGGACCCCGGCCUAGCGGCGUCGCCGAUGUUCGCUCAGGCGGCGCCGUACGGGGCCAGCGCCGAGGCCUACCAGCGCUCGGCCGGGCUCCGCACCUUCUCUGCCGGCAGCCGCAUCACGCCCGUCGGAUUCGACGCCGAGGCGGCCGAGGAGCUGAAGCAGCGACUACGGCAACGGCAGCAUCAGGACCGCGAGCGGCAGGAGCGCGAGCGAGAGGUCACCGUCGGCGAGGAGCUCGAGGCACUGCUCGAGGACGGUACCAAGAAACUGGUGCGCUGCGUGGGCACGCAGACCGAGGCGCGCCCUGACGACCCGCUGCCGCCGCUGCCUCCUGUCGAGACGGACAGCGGCAAGGGCACCGAGGCCGAGGUCAGCACGCCGGAGACGCCGCUCAGCCCGCUGUCGGUGAUCGACUCGCGCUCCGAGCCGGACAGGGGUGCCACCGCUGUCACCCCCGGAUUCACCAGUGUGGGCGUGUUCGGCGACCUCUCGUCGCACACUGUGCCGCGCAAGGACUCGGUGACCCACGCCGGCGCGCCGCCCUCGGACGACGAGCAGCACAAGUUGCGCCAUGUCGAGCACGGUGAGAAGGACGGCGCCAAAAAGGAGUCCGCAGAACAGCCGUCGCCAAUGCUGGAUCGGUUCGGCGACAAGCUGUCCCGCUACCUCAAAAUGGCGCGCCGCGACUCGGUCACGCGCGACAAGGACAAAAAGGAUCGCUUCAAGACGGUCAACUACGACAAAACGCUGCGCAACAUCAAGUCGAAACGAAUCAACCCCGACACUCUGGAGGACAUGAGUGAGGAAGUCAAGCCGCUGGAGCUCGACGAGCCUCCCAAGUCCCUUCUCAGCGAUCCACCAAAGCGGGCCCGCGCACCAGCAAAGGUCGCCAAGCCUGCGCCAGUAGCAGCGGCGGCGGCAGCGGCCGCACCGCCUGAGCCCCGGCAUCAUGACGCGAAGAAGAAGAAACGGCGUGGUAUCCAAGUGGGCGAGCCGCUACCUCAGUACAUUCUAGACUCGUUGCGCGGCGCGUUACACGGCUUCAAGCCGACGCGCAAACUGUCCAAGGCCGAGAGUGAGAUAUCUGCGAGCGCUGACGAGCGGUGCAGCGACCCGCUCAGCCCGCGCUAUUCCAUUACCGUCAGUGACGACCUGGGCACGCGCGACCUCACCCUCUCGGACAUCGAGUCGUCCACAGUGGCGCCGUUCAGUCUGUACAGCAGCGCGCGGACUAGUCUGGACGUGACCUGUGACGCGGUGGACGAUUUUCUGGCCGGCCGCGGCGCGUGCGGUGGUGACGUGCCGCCACCGCUGCCGCCCAAGCCGGGCGUGGUGGCGAUGCCGCCCAGCCAGCCGGUGGCGAUCUCCGAGCCGCGCCGCGCCUCCUCCUCCGACCCGCUGGUCGCCUCCUCCUCCCCCUCCAAACAGGGCUUCUUCGCCCGGCGGCUGUCGCACGCGCGCGCCCCCAGCGCCCAGGCGCAGCAGGCGCUGGCGCAUCAGGCCGCCGCUGCCGGCCACCACGGCUCUAAACGUGGCUUCCUCUCCACAGUGAUGCAGAAGACGGGCAAGGCGAGCAACCACGGCAGUCGCGUGGUGGCAAAGAAGCUGUGGAAGUCGCGCUCCAAGUCCCAGUCGCGCACCAGUCUCUCGUCCGCCUGUGUCUGGACACCUCAGGGCAGCUGCCAGUGGGUAAACAUCCAGAGCCGGGUGGUGACGCUGUGCGACACCACACUCCUGCAGCUGACGGAGAUGGAGGCAGCCGCCGUGCAGCAGGUGGCCCUGCAGCGGCUGGCUGACUUCAACCUCGGCUGCACUGUGCGCAUUCCCAAAGACUUCAACGUGACGGCCGGCCACAAGCCGAAACGGAGACCCUACCUGCUGAAGAAGAGGCCGCUCACCACCGGCUUCUUCGAUACGGCCAAACGGGACGAGAAAGGGAACAACAACAACGCCCAGGGCCUGGUAUUCGGCAUUCCGCUCAAGACGUGCAUGGAGAACGACCGCCGGCUGCGCGGCCGGGGCGGCUCGCCGCUGCGAGACCGGCUCGACGAGCCGCUCAGCAGGAAGUCGUCCCACGGCGGCAGCCACGCCUCCUUCUCCUCCCUAAUGGACGCCAUCAGAGACAAGACGAGCGGCUCGUGCGAGUCUCUGAACAUCAUGGAGAAGCGCAGCUCGGUGCAGGACAGCAGUCUGUCGCUGGCUUCGGACGGCGGCGGCGCAGGAGCCGAGGCCGCCCUCCAGCCGCACGUGCCCCAGGUGCCGCAGCUGGUGACCGCCUGUAUCCGACACAUCGAGACGCACGGCCUGCACACGGUCGGCAUCUUCCGCGUCAGCAGCAGCAAGAAACGGGCCAGACAGCUGCGGGAGGAGUUUGACAGCGGCGCAGACGUGAAGCUCAGCGAUGACCUGUGUCCGCACGACGUGGCCACGCUCAUCAAGGAGUACUUCCGCGACCUGCCCGAGCCGCUGCUGCCCCACGAUCUCUACCAGCCCUUCCUGGCGUCACAGAAGAUCCGAAACAGGAAGCAGCAGUUUGACUGCCUGCAGCACCUGAUCCAGCUGCUGGCCGUGCCCAACCGGGACACGCUGUGGGCGCUGCUCUGCUUCCUGAAGAAGGUGGCAGACUGCGCGGCAGACCGGCGCACUCCGGCGGGAGAGUGGCUCACCGGCAACCGUAUGGACAGCAACAACCUGGCCACCCUGUUCGCGCCUAACAUCCUGCACUCGCUGGCCCAGCUGGGCAACGAGCUGAGCCAGCAGGCCACCGAGCGUAUCGACGUCAUCAACGUGAUCCGCAGCCUGAUCGACCACAACAAGGAGCUGUUCGAGGUGUCGGCCGAGCUGCUGCACGAGGCUUAUCAGCUGUUGAUGGACAAGCAGCCCGAGGCGCUGGACGUCCUGCUGCGGCGGCGGCUGACCAGUCCCGGAGACGAGGUCGACCUGGAGCUGGACACGAGCAGCUCGGUGUUCGAGUGCAGUGAGGGCGGCUCGCAGCCGGCGACCGCCACCGAUCGGGAACGGACGCGGGACGGCGGCGACGAGCUGAGAAGAAGAAAACGAGAACCAGCGCCUCAAGAACCCACUGUCAGCAAACCCACCGCGGAAAGAUCUCGCAGAUUUAGGCGGCGCCAGGAGGCUGACUCGGGUCGGGAGCGCAGUCGGCGUCGGGACAAGUCCGGGUCGAGGGAGGACCUGGCCGGAGGCGGGGGAGGCGGAGGCGGGGGCUGGUUCCGGCGGAGGGUGCGCUCGUCCAGCUCCACUCGGCAGGCCUCCGAGGAGCAGCGCAGCUCCGAGGAGCGGCCGGCCACCUCGCGCUGGUUCCGGCGCCGCGACAAAUCCUCCUCACAAGCGUCCGACUCCGGCUCGGAGCCGCGCGGCCGGCGCGGCAGUCUGCAGGCGGCGGACCGGCCGCUGCUGAUGCGACCGACGCCCCGCCAGCGCAGCAGCUCCGACCAGACGGUGGCCGCGCCGGCGCCGCAGCUGACCGGCCGCUGCGAGCGCCGGCUCAGCUCGCCCGAGCUGGACGUCAGCGGCGUCAUCACGGCCAGUCUGACGAUCCCGGCGCCGGCGUCGACGGGCGCGCUCAGCUCCACGGGUGCGGGCGACGACAUCCCCUACAUCGAGGAGUGUCAGACUGUGUCCGGCCUGGACGACGUGUUCCUGACGGAGCGCGACUCGGCGCCAGUGCUCGACAGCCGGCAGCGGCACCGGUCCAGCAGCUCCGACUCCCACUGCUCCGAGCAGCCCAUCACUGGAUCGCUGAGCAUCCAGCCGCUGGCGCGCUCCGUCUCCGGCCAGGUCGGAGAGCGAGGGUUCGUCAUUACGGCUGGGGGUGAACCGGCGCGGCCACAGCUGAAUGUGGUGCGCUCGCCGUCCGCCGACAGCACCGGCUCGGUGGGCUCGGAGGGCGGCCCGCCGGCGGCCGCGCCGCGCCGCCGAGUCCGGCCGCAGCCCGCCGAUCACGUGACGCUCGGUCAGCUCGUGCUACCCUCGGGCGGCGGCGGAGAGAUGGCUCGCUCGCGGACGUCGCCCAACAUCUCGCAGCACACGGUGGUGGCGGCGCCGGCGCCGGUGCGGCGCGUGCGCCCUCAGACGGCCGCCGCCGCCGAGUCGCCGCCGGCCGAGCCGCGCGUGCGCCGCCGAGCCGCCGAGGCCGAGGCGCCGCCGCGGCGGACGCGCCGGCCGGCCGGCCGCAGCGUCACUGCCAACGUGUACGAACUGAAAAAGUCCGAGAGCGCGUCGCCGACGGUGUGGAAGCGCCGCCAGCUGAUCGCCAGUGACACCCAGACGGGCGUGUAGCCCGCGCCGCGCCGCCGCCCACGUCAGCUCGCUAUGUAAAUAUCAGUGUCAAUGUUUUCCAAGUACAAUUUUUGUAUCAAUUUG